GUUCUUCCUUUGCUAAAUUGUGAGCCGAAAGAGGAAGCUGGAACGGUUUGACAGGUUGCUGCAAAGAUACCACAUGGAAAGAUGAGUGUCCCUGACUACAUGCAAUGUGCAGAGGACCACCAAUCAGUGCUCGUGGUGGUUCAGCCAGUCGGCAACGUCCCCGAGGACCAGUUCUUCAGGAUCUACAAGCGCAUCUCCAGCGUGAGCCAAGUGAGCAUCAGAGACUCACAGCGCCUCCUCUACAUCCGCUACCGCCACCACUACUUGUCCGAAAACAACGAAUGGGGCGACUUCCAGACGCACCGCAAAGUGGUGGGCCUCAUCGCCAUCACCACCUGCACUUCCUCCAAGGACUGGCCCCUGACGGCUGAGCACUUCCACGGCCAGAAGGAAGUAUACAGCGCCACCCUCUACGACUCUAGGUUGCUGGUGUUCGGGCUGCAGGGGGAGAUUGCAGAGCAGCAGAGGACAGACGUGGCCUUCUAUCCCAGCUUUGAAGACUGCUCUGAUGUGGAGAAGAGAGUGGAGGACUUUGUGGAGUCCAUAUUUAUUGUUCUGGAGUCCAAGCGGCUUGACCGUGCCACUGACAAGUCCGGGGACAAGAUUCCUCUGCUUUGUGUGCCCUUUGAGAAGAAGGACUUUGUGGGUUUGGACACUGACAGCAGUCCUGUGAGUUUAUUGUUGGGUGCAAAAAGGCAUUAUAAGAAGCGCUGCCAGGGACGGAUGAGGAAGCACGUGGGCGACUUGUGUCUCCAAGCGGGCAUGCUGCAGGACGCCCUGGUUCACUACCACAUGGCCGUGGAGCUGCUCAGGGCUGUUAAUGACUUCCUCUGGCUGGGGGCUGCCUUGGAGGGCUUGUGUUCGGCGUCUGUCAUAUUCCACUAUCCCGGAGGCACCGCCGGGAAGACGCUAACACACAAGACAAGUAUCUCCCAGCCGGCAGAUGCGGGGAAACGUCACAGACCGGGAGCUCAGGAGGUUCUCAUUGACCCAGGCGCCCUCACGGCCAACGGCAUCAGCGCCGACACCAGUACCGAGAUUGGACGAGCGAAGAACUGCCUGAGCCCGGAAGAUAUCAUCGAGAAAUACAAAGAGGCCAUCUCAUAUUAUGGAAAGUAUAAGAAUGCAGGCGUCAUCGAGCUGGAGGCCUGCGUGAAGGCAGUGCGGGUGCUGGCCAUUCAGAAGAGGGCCAGAGAGGCCUCGGAGUUCCUGCAGAAUGCCGUUUAUAUCAACUUGGGACAGCUAUCCGAAGAGGAGAAGAUCCAGCGCUACAGCAUCUUGUCUGAGCUGUACGAACUGAUCGGCUUUCGGCGCAAGUCAGCGUUUUUCAAGCGUGUCGCCGCCAUGCAGUGCGUGGCGCCCACCAUCCCUGAGCCUGGCUGGAGGGCCUGCUACAAGCUUCUCCUGGAGACGCUCCCUGGAUACAGUCUGUCCCUGGACCCCAAGGACUUCAGUAAAGGCACGCACCGGGGCUGGGCUGCCGUUCAAAUGCGUCUCCUGCACGAGCUGGUGUAUGCCUCCCGCCGCAUGGGCAACCCCGGCCUCUCUGUACGCCACCUGUCCUUUCUGCUGCAGACCAUGCUGGACUUCCUGUCUGAUCAAGAGAAGAAAGAAGUGACCCAGAGUCUGGAAAACUACACCUCCAAGUGCCCGGGUGGAAUGGAGGUCAUCACCUUACCGGAUGGCCUGAAGCUGCCCGCUGUGCCCUUUACAAAGCUCCCUAUUGUACGGUCAGUGAAGCUUCUGAACCUCCCCGUCAGCUUGCGUCCCCACAAAGUGAAAGGCCUGCUUGGUCCCAACGUGUCCACCGCCAGCCCCUUCAUCUACUCGCCCAUCGUCAUGCACAACAGAGGAGAGGAGCGCUGCAAGAAGAUCGACUUCCAGUGGGUUCAAGGAGAUGUUUGUGAGGUGCAGCUCAUGGUCUACAACCCCAUGCCGUAUGAACUUCGAGUGGAGAAUGUGGGUUUAAUGACAUCUGGAGUCGAGUUUGAGUCCCUCCCCGCUGCGCUGUCCCUGCCCGCAGAAUCUGGCCUCUACCCUGUCACUCUGGUGGGUGUCCCACGAACCGCCGGCAACAUCACCGUCAAAGGCUAUCACACCUCAGUGUUUGGCGUAAGCAGCGAUUGCCUGCUGGAGGGUCUACCGGGCGUGAAAACGGACGGAUGCCUGGUGGAGGUCAUUCCCUCGCUUCCUCGCCUGCAGCUCAGCACAUCACUGCCACGGACGGCACACACACCUCAGCCAAUGUCCAAAGAGGAGCUGUCCAGCACCGUGUCUGUCCAGCUAUUCAACGGCGAGAGCCAGCAAAUGACCAUCACCUUGGAGAAUAUCGGCUCUGUGGACAUCGAGAGCCUGGAACUCACCUCCAAGAUCGUUGGCACCAAAGAGAAAGUGUUUGGAGACUUUCUAAGCUGGGAUCUGGAGGAGGCCAUGUCUCACAUGCCUCUAAAGUCGGGCCAGGCAGUCACGGUGACAGUUGGCAUUCAUGUCAAAUUGGACUUCUCGGGCCAGGAGAACCUGUUGCAGGACCUCAACGACGAUGGAAUCAGUCUGACAGGCCUGCCAAUCUCCAGUCCUUUGCGUCAAGUCCUCAAGCCCAGGCCCGAAAGCAAACCUGUCAGCGGCGAGUCCGGCAAGGGGGAGUACAGUCAUGUUAAGACUUUAGAGGCAGUCCUGAACUUCAAGUACUCCGGAGGAGCAGGCAAAGUGGAGGGCUACUACAGGGAGCUGUCUGUCGGGGUCCACGUUGAUGUGGAGCCUUCUGUGUUCUUCACCAGAGUCAGCACCCUCCCGGCUACCAGCACCCGUCAGUGUCACCUGCUGCUCGACAUCUUCAACCCCACAGAGCAUGAGCUCACCGUCAGCGCCAAGAACAACCAGGACCUGGUUCUCCAUGCCAGCGAGUGCCAAAGGAUGGCCAUCCAGGUUGACAAGUUUGACUUUGAGAGCCUGCCCCUGCCCGACCAGGAGACAAUACGCUUCACUAACCCCAAACAGCUGGAGGAGGAGCGGCAGCACGCUCAGGGCUGUCAGAUCAACAGCAAGCUGGGCAUCUGUUGGAGCAUCCCUUCUCUGCGGCGCCAUGGCGAGGCCAGCGUGGAGGGAGUCCUUAACCAGCUGGUCCUGGAGCACCUGCAGCUGGCGCCCCUGCAAUGGGACGUGUUGGUCAACGGGAAGCCGUGCGACUGUGACGUGAUGGCCGACUGCCGAGUGGGCGACGCCGUGUCCUUGGAGAUCAAGCUGACCAACUUGAGCAAGAACUCGGUGGGGCCCCUGGCGCUGACCGUGGUGCCCUAUCAGGACUACCAGAACGGGGUUCAGAACUACGACCUGGGCGAGGCCGUGACUUUCAUCGGGUCCAACACCUUCUGCAUCGACACGGUCAAACCCAAAGACAACUCGGUCUGCACGGGCGCGCUGCUCUUCCUGUACACCGGAGAUUUCUACCUUAAUAUCAAGUUUCAAGACGACAGCGCUGGACGAGAGCUGCCCUUGGCUUGGUUCACUCUGCCCAGCGUCCACAUCAGAACACUGGACACUCUUCUACAGGCUGCAGCCUGAAGGGGCUUAGUUUACUGUUAAUCAUGUAAAUGUCUUUUUAACAAUAGUAGCUAGGCAACUAACCUGCCGAGCUACAUUUAGUCCAUAGCGCGGAUGCCCACGAUAAGCAUGUAAGUUAUUUCCGUCCCUACUGAAAUACAGAUAAUAUGACUCAUUAUGUGACAUUUAAAUGUUGUAAAUAAAAAUUAAAAAAAAAAAAAAAAAAUCAUCACCAACAGUCUUCUGUUGUCAUCGGCUUUUGUGUCGUGCAGGUGUACCUAAUGUUGUGUCUGGACAGUGUAUGAUCUCUUCACUUGGCAGGAGUAGGAUGGGAUAGUGCACAAGCUCCCCAAGGUGUUACAUCUUGUUGCAGCAGCAAAGAGGCACACGGAGGGGAUUUGGACACACCGUUCUUUCACAUGUAAGUGUGGAAAUGUGAGCAUUACCGAGCAUUUGCACCCUUUUCCAGCAUUAUUGAGUCAUUGUGGGUACAUUUUAAUGCACUGGGAAGUUGACGGAUUCCAUGAUGCCGUCCUUGAUGUUUCUAUUUUACAGAAACAUUGCUGGAGAAGAUGGCGUUAUGAAGAAAAACACGAGAAAAUGAACUGCAGCAUAGAAAAUGGAUGGUAAUCCAUUCACUUCAUGUCUACAUGAUGCCCGUGUGGGUCCCCUUUAUCAAGACACAGAAGGCCAAAAAGCCUUUUCAAUAGGGUGUCACAAGACGAGGCGAGAGUUUUGAGAUAUUACAAUCUACUCAUUUAAUUUCUACUACGCUACACUCUUGUGCACUCUGUGUAUGCUAGCAAAGUGUCAAAGUGAAAGUUCUGCUUGAAAUGUACCUUUUCACAAAAAGCUGCUUUUCUUCCUUUUCCAGUUGGGAACUGAUAUUUUCCUGAAACUUACCUUUGUUCUACUGCUGAUUACUAAGGAACGGAAAAAGGUAGAAACAAACUUUUUUUUUCUGAUGAAAGACGACAGUCUAAUUGUUCUUUUGAUAGGUUCUACAUUUAUAUCACCUUAGAACACAAUAUUCUGUGUCGUCUAAAAUGGCCGGUACGCUUUUAAAAAAGACAGCAACAGGAAGUUACACACUUAUGCUUAGGGGGUUUGGCGGGUUGAAAAAAAUUGGCAUCCACACAUAUCGGAUUUGUAAACAGUUGCAUCACUGGGUGAAAACAAUGUAAUGCACAAGGCACACCUUCGUGUGGCGCUGUAAGCAGGCAUGCAGACGGAACCACGUGACACACCAAACCGUAGAAGAAGAUAGAACGCAUGUGCAUAAGUCGGUCGUCGUGCUUUCCAAGGCUCAUCUAGACGUAUGAGAAGCAGAAUUACUUCUGCGAGUCAUUUUGGAGUCUAAGACAACAAAAUAUGAGGAGACUGUCGACUGGGGUGAGUCAUGUCAGUCGAAAUAUUCAGAUACAGCAUUGUGUUGGCUUGCCGUCAAAGCUCGUUUCUGGUCACGUGACCGCAACGGGUUGCUGACGCCAUGUCUACACGGAAACAACAAGCCAGGGUUUUCAGAUUUUCUCUGUUUUAAAAAAAACAAACAAAAAACACCGUUUCAGGGCACCCAGAACGCUGUUUGCGUGUGGAUGAAAGGCUGAAACAAUAACAUACGUUGUCCCUAUACCUCCUAUAUUUUGUCUUUAAUCUUUAAAUGAAUUUUCCUCCCCAUAUUUUUUUGUUGCUAGGCAGAAUUUAUUUGUCCCCAAAGUUCAACUGGUUAUGCCUCACACUGCAGAGAAAGGACAAGGAGAGUUGACAGCAACAGGAAGUCACACACGUUUGCUUUGAUUACGUUUUUCGUUUCAUUGUUUUUUUAAUUCAUUUGUUUUGCUAGGUAGCAUGCCCUGCAGGAUAAGGGCAGGGAAAGUUGGCAGGAGCAGGAAGUGACACACUAACAGAAACGUCUUUGGUAUUAUAUACCUGUAAACAUGUAUUUCUCAGAAAAGCUCAUUUACGUAGUAAAAAAAAAGCAGCUUUUUUCACCACAUGGCUCUCUGUCCGAUCAGGUGAGCGCUGCAUCGCUUAGUUCUCAUGCGGAAAAUUCCCCCCUUUUGCAUCUUUUCCUCUGUGGUGUGAUUGGCAGAAGUAGAAAAGGCGCUCUUUGGUUGCACUAGUAAUAGGAGGAGCGUGUUAAAAAGAGCUGUUGGAGAGCAAAUGUCUUUUACUUAAUAGCAAUGACAUCCCGGAGCUCUACUGAACACGCUGCAGCGCGCCUCCACAUGAAAACAUUCAUGCAAAUGAACGUGCAUAGGAGGGCCGGAGUCCAAUUAAACCCCGCUUUUUCUUUUCUGUGCUUUUCUAGUUCUAAGUCACGUCCAUUCAUGAAGUCUCACCUUGCACCUUGAUAUGUAAAUGAUGCCACACAGCG
This is a messenger RNA of Dunckerocampus dactyliophorus (ringed pipefish), 5917 nucleotides long. RefSeq names its product trafficking protein particle complex subunit 9 (gene trappc9). Gene Ontology annotation, cellular component: trans-Golgi network. Lineage: Eukaryota; Metazoa; Chordata; Actinopteri; Syngnathiformes; Syngnathidae. The coding region runs from base 82 to 3561 and encodes 1159 amino acids. The transcript is spliced from 24 exons. The record is from RefSeq and is a predicted model, not a curated record.